Messenger RNA from Naegleria lovaniensis, 2613 nucleotides. RefSeq lists its product as uncharacterized. The coding region runs from base 1 to 2613 and encodes 870 amino acids. The transcript has 2 exons. The record is from RefSeq and is a predicted model, not a curated record. Gene Ontology annotation, molecular function: protein binding. Lineage: Eukaryota; Heterolobosea; Eutetramitea; Acrasida; Naegleriidae.
AUGAAAGCCAAAGUUUCAUUGCUCCGUGGACAAGAAUGUUUUCCCUUCAAAUCCAUUAUCAGCCAUGCCAUGGCUUGCACUCGGCUUGAUCCCUUUUCCAACGAACAACAACAACAGCACGACCUUUCGAAUCAUUCCUUCUUUUCUCUCUUUCUAUUCGGAGGUCAAACGGAUAACAAACGAAGCAAUGCCUUGUAUGAAAUUAAAAUCGGAGGACCUCUCAAUGAGCAAGAUCAUCUUGAUGAAGGAGAACACAAUACAUCCUCCUGUUUGUUAUUGCAAGAAAAUUUACAAAAAAGGAAAUUAAUGACUUCUUCCAUCAUGAUUCAUCAGGUUGAAAAAAUUGAAAGCACUUCUUCCCCAAUGCCAUCUGCUCGAUCGCAUCAUUCAAUGAUUUUUAGAAAACCCAACCAUGAACAUUUAGAAGGAUCUUUAGUGGUCUUUGGUGGUCAAGAUGCACAAUUUAAAGCUUUGGGAGAUUUAUUUGAAUUUGACAUUGCCACUCGAACAUGGACACAACAUUUGGAGACCAAUCGUCAAACGAAUUCAAUCACAUCUUUACAGAAUAAUAAUAAUACUAGUGGAGAAGUGAUCCUUUGGCCUUCGAAGAGAUAUGGUCAUUCUAUGGUUUAUCGUUCCAGUGUGGAUUCGAUUGUGAUUUAUGGAGGAAUUGAUACCAUGAAUCGAACCAUUCAAGAUUGUUUUGAGUAUAGUUUUGAAAGUCGAAAAUGGAAAAAACUUGAAAUUGGACUUCAUAGUAAGUCCACAUCCUUGUCACUUGCCAAUGUUCCAAGUACAGAUCUGAAUAGUUUAAGACCAAGAGCCAAUCACAGUGCUGUCAUUCAUAACAAAUCUUCAUCAAAAUUUCUUCAAUUACAUGCUCUCGGUCAGGACAAUAAUGAAGAAACAUCUGACACGAUGAUUAUUUUCGGUGGAAAUAAUGAAGAAACAUAUUUCAAUGACAUGUUCUCGAUCAAUUUAGACAAUUUGACAACAAAAUCCAUUUUCACCUCGACUCGAUCCAAUCUCGUUUUUCCACGAAUCAAACACACCUCCAUGAUUCUAAGAGGAGAGAAAAUUCUAAUAUUCGGUGGAAGUUUAAAUUACAGCUAUGGUCUCGAUAAAACCAAUGUUGCAAAAGGAUUUUUCAUGAAUGUCAUGGGAACUGUGGCACCAAGAGCAAGUAUCGAUGCGUCUCUCAUUGCUGGAGCAACGAAAAACAAUCCAAUCGAGUUGCAAUAUGACAUGGACAAUACUGGUCUAUCUUUGGAAGAAGAGAACAAGUAUUCCUUUGGAGAUAUUUCACAUCAUUCGACAUGUGCCAUUUCACCAAGUAGUUUCAUUCUUGUAGGAGGUCAAUUGAAUAGUGAGAAAAAAACAGGUACUUUUAAGAAUGACAAGAUUUGGCUUUUCCAUUUGAACGACGUUGAAGAAGUAUUGAGCCGUGUGGGAACGGAACAAGAUUAUGUGAAUUUUGGAACACUGUUUCACAAACGAAUGCAAGACACAUUUGGAGAUUACAUUCCUAUUGGAUGUGACAUUAAGGUCAAGGUUCUAAAUGAAAAGACCUUUUAUCUUCACAAAUUUAUGCUUUCCCGAUUUUCCUAUUUCAGAGAAUUGAUUGAGAAAUUACAAGAUAAUGAAACACAUCAGUCUUCAUUCAAUCACGGGGAGAACAUUUCAGAAUUACAUUUAAGCAAUCUCUCUGUCGACACAUUUAGUCACAUUGUCGAUUACUUGUAUGGCAUGGAUCCUCCAAUUUUUAACAAUCGAGAAGAAAUGGUUCGUCUCAAUACUUUUUGUGAACAACACAACAUGCCAUCCAUCUGCGAGUACAUUCAUGGAAAGAUUUAUACGUUUGAAGAUGAUUAUUUAUUACCAUCUCCUGCUAAACAAUUAAUUGCAUUUUUGAGAGAUGUUUUCAAAGGAAAAUAUCCAGAAUUAUACAAGUAUUUCACAACGACCAUACGAUUGAUAUUUACAAGUACAAAUACUGUGUUGAAGGAAGGAGGAGAGGAAGAGGAACAGAUUUCACAAAUGGAAGAUUCAACAAGAACAACAUUUCAUGACAUUCGAGUUCCAAUGCCAAUUUUAGUCACCAAUGAUUUUUUCCAUGCCUGUGUUCGAGAUUUGUGGUUGAAAAAACGACAUCAACAUGUUGGCGAUGAUCGAGUACUUGAUUUUAAUGUCAACAACAAUGAUCAUUCCCAACAAUUUUUAAUUGAAAUUGACAACACAAUAUUUCCAUAUUUGGAUGACCCUUACAUUCCCAUCAUUGAAGAAUACAUUUCAACACUCUUUGGAAUUGACGCUCGAAUUCAUUCUGCAGAAGAUGACACUCUCAUUGCUCAACUCAUUCAACUCUAUCUCGUUAGUAAUGUUUUUAGUGACACCAUGUUGGAACAAGAAAUUAUUUCACGAUGUAAGAAGAGAAUUUCAUUUGAAAAUGCAUUUCAAUUGUUAUGUUUUGCUCAUCAACAUCCUUCGCCGAAUGAUGUGUUUUUUAUUUAUAAGGAAUGUAUUCGAGUUUUGAAAGAUGUCUUACCAAGUGCUGAUGUGGACAAAAUUGUGCAAUUACUACAGUUGGAAAUUUCACAAGAUGAAUCGUGUUGA